AGCCUGCUGCAGCCAUCUUGCGCGGCGCGGGGAAGCAGCCGCGGGGGCCCCGGGCUGGCUCGGGGCGGGCCGCCGCCGCCGCCAUGGUGAAGAGGAAAAGCUCCGAGGGCCCGGAGCAGGAGGGCGGCCGCGGCGUCCCUCUGCCCAUCCAGACCUUCCUGUGGCGGCAAACCAGUGCAUUUUUGAGGCCCAAACUGGGGAAACAGUAUGAAGCUUCCUGCGUGUCUUUCGAACGAGUUUUAGUAGAGAACAAGCUGCAUGGUCUUUCUCCAGCCCUCUCUGAAGCCAUCCAGAGCAUUUCUCGUUGGGAACUGGUUCAAGCUGCCCUACCACAUGUACUCCAUUGCACAGCGACUUUGCUUUCUAACCGAAACAAGCUAGGACAUCAGGACAAGCUUGGCGUAGCAGAGACUAAGCUUCUUCACACCCUCCAUUGGAUGCUACUGGAGGCUCCUCAAGACUGCAGCAAUGACCGGUUUGGAGGAGAGAGAGGCUCCAGCUGGGGAGGGAGCAGUAGCGCCUUUAUUCAUCAGGUUGAAAACCAGGGCUCUCCAGGACACCCUCGGCGUGGCAGCACUAAUGAAGAGGAAGAGAAUAACCGAAGGAAGUUCUUUCAGAAUUCCAUGGCAACAGUGGAGCUCUUUGUGUUCCUGUUUGCUCCUCUGGUCCACAGGAUUAAAGAGUCUGACCUGACUUUUCGGCUGGCCAGUGGCCUUGUUAUUUGGCAGCCCAUGUGGGAGCACAGGCAGCCUGAGGUUUCUGCCUUCACCGCUCUGGUAAAGCCAAUCAGGAACAUUAUUACAGCCAAGAGAAGUUCUCCUACUAGCAACCAGAGCCUGGCUUGUGAAUCCCCUAAUCUGGACACUGGACACACACAGGGACUUCAGGUGGUGUGUGAAACAGCCCAGCCAGAUGCUGUGCCUCCCAGGGCCACUGUUUCAGGCUGUCAUCGGGGAAACUCCUUUGAUGGAAGUGUGUCGUCCCAAACAUCCCAAGACAGAGGACCUCCGCUUUCGAGGGUAUCAUUAGUGAUUCCGCCUUGCCAAAAGUCUCGCUAUGCCACCUAUUUUGAUGUGGCAGUACUGCGCUGCCUGCUGCAGGCACACUGGUCUGAGGAGGGUACACAGUGGUCUCUGAUGUAUUAUCUACAAAGACUGAGACAUAUGCUGGAGGAGAAGCCGGAGAAGCCACCUGAGCCGGAGACCAUGCACCUGCCCAGGCCCCGCAGCAGUUCCAUGGUAGCAGCAGCACCCUCUCUGGUGAACACCCACAAAACUCAGGAUCUCACAAUGAAGUGCAAUGAGGAGGAAAAAUCACUAAGCACUGAGGCCUUUGCUAAGGUGUCACUCACCAACCUGCGCAGGCUAGCUGUGCCAGAUCUCUCCACAGACAUGGGAAUGAACAUCUUUAAGAAGUUUAAGAGCCGCAAAGAGGAUCGAGAGCGUGAGCGCAAGGGUUCUAUUCCUUUCCACCACACUGGGAAAAAACGGCAGCGAAGGAUGGGGGUGCCCUUCCUGCUCCACGAGGAUCAUUUGGAUGUGUCACCCACUCGCAGCACAUUCUCCUUUGGCAGCUUUUCUGGGGUCGGAGAGGACCGGCGCAGCAUUGAGAGAGGAGGAUGGCAAACUGCCAUACUAGGGAAGUUCACCAGACGGGGGAGUUCUGACACAGCUACAGAGAUGGAGAGCCUGAGUGCUAGACAUUCUCACUCUCAUCACACCCUGGUCGCUGACUUGCCUGACCACUCAAACAGCCACGGAGAGAAUACCGUCAAAGAAGUGCGAUCCCAGAUUUCUACCAUCACUGUGGCCACCUUCAACACCACCCUGGCCUCAUUCAACGUGGGCUACGCGGACUUCUUCAGCGAACACAUGCGGAAGCUGUGCAACCAGGUGCCCAUUCCAGAGAUGCCCCAUGAGCCGCUGGCCUGCGCCAAUCUCCCACGGAGUUUGACUGACUCCUGCAUCAAUUACAGCUGCCUAGAGGACACGGAUCACAUUGACGGCACCAACAACUUUGUCCACAAGAAUGGCAUGCUGGAUCUUUCGGUGGUUCUGAAGGCCGUUUACUUGGUCCUGAACCACGACAUCAGCUCCCGGAUCUGUGAUGUGGCGUUGAACAUCGUCGAGUGCCUGCUGCAGCUUGGCGUGGUGCCCUGCGUGGAGAAAGUCAGAAGGAAGAGUGAGAACAAGGAAAAUGAGGCCGCGGAAAAGAGACCAAGUGAGGGAUCCUUCCAGCUCAAGGGGGCUGCUUCGGGCAGCCCAGGCUGUGGAUUCAGGGCCCCCCCAGUCAGUGGAACUGGAGAUGGGGGAGGAGAAGAAGGUGGAGGUGGAGGAAGUAGUGGAGGAGGAGGUGGCGGCGGAGCUGAUGGAGGUGGUGGAGGAGGAGGUGGAGGGCCUUAUGAAAAGAAUGAUAAAAAUCAAGAAAAGGAUGAAAGCACUCCCAUAAGCACCCACAGGCUGGCAUUGACGAUGCUGAUCAAAAUAGUGAAAUCCCUGGGCUGUGCUUAUGGCUGCGGAGAAGGACACCGAGGGCUCUCUGGAGAUCGUCUGAGACACCAGGUAUUCCGGGAGAAUGCUCAGAAUUGCCUUACAAAGCUGUACAAGCUGGAUAAAAUGCAGUUCCGGCAGACCAUGAGGGACUAUGUGAACAGAGAUUCCCUCAAUAAUGUAGUGGAUUUCCUUCACGCUUUGCUAGGAUUCUGCAUGGAGCCGGUCACUGACAACAAGGCUGGAUUUGGAAAUAACUUCACCACAGUGGACAACAAGUCUACAGCCCAAAGUGUGGAAGGUAUUAUUGUCAGCGCCAUGUUCAAGUCACUGAUCACUCGCUGUGCUUCUACUACGCAUGAACUGCAUAGCUCUGAAAACCUGGGAUUGUACUGUGACAUCCGACAAUUGGUCCAAUUUAUCAAGGAGGCUCAUGGGAAUGUUUUUAGAAGGGUGGCACUGAGCGCCCUUUUGGACAGUGCUGAAAAGUUAAUUCCAGGGAAGAAAACAGACGAAACAACGGAGCAGGAUCUGAAACCUCCGGGGAGCAAAAAAUCUGAGGUGGGAAGUGUUGUUAUUGAUAAAGGCCAGGCAUCAUCUGCCCCUGAUGAAUGUCGUAGUUAUAUCUCCAGCCGUCCUCAGCAGACCCCAGAGCACGAUGAGCAAAUGCAAGGGGCAGUUCUGGGACGCAAAGACUUCUGGCGAAAGAUGUUCAAGUCGCAGAGUGCAGCAAGUGAUACCAGCAGCCAGUCAGAGCAGGACACAUCGGAGUGCACCACUGCUCUCUCUGGAACGACCACCGACAGGCGCUCCCGCUCCCGCUCCCGACGGAUCUCGCUCCGAAAGAAACUCAAACUCCCCAUAGGUAAAUGGAACUGGCUGAAACGCUCUUCCCUCUCUGGGCUGGCCGACGGGGUGGAAGACCUCCUGGAUAUCAGCUCUGUAGACCGUCUGUCUUUCAUCAGACAAAGUUCCAAGGUGAAAUUCACUAGUGCGGUGAAGCUGUCAGAAGGUGGACCAGGAGGUGGCCUGGAGAAUGGGAGAGAUGAAGAGGAGAAUUUCUUCAAGCGUCUUGGUAAAUGGCGCAUCUGCCGAAGAUACCCAUCCAAGCUUCAUCACACAGAAGAAAAAGAUGGUUGCCACAGUUUUGAUGAUCACUUGGCCUCCAACCAGGAAGGUGGAAAAUCCAAGAAUGUAGUGAACCUGGGAGCAAUCAGACAAGGCAUGAAACGCUUUCAGUUUCUCUUAAACUGCUGUGAGCCAGGCACUAUCCCCGAUGCCUCCAUCCUGGCAGCUGCCCUCGAUCUUGAAGCUCCCGUAGUGGCAAGAGCAGCCCUUUUUCUCGAAUGCGCUCGCUUCGUUCACCGCUGCAAUCGCGGCAACUGGCCAGAGUGGAUGAAGGGGCACCAUGUGAACAUCACUAAGAAAGGCCUGUCCCGUGGACGUUCCCCAAUAGUGGGGAACAAACGGAACCAGAAGCUGCAGUGGAACGCAGCCAAACUCUUCUACCAGUGGGGAGAUGCAAUUGGCAUCCGACUCAACGAGCUGUGCCACAGUGAGAGUGAGAGCCCGGCCAACCUGCUGGGCCUCAUUUAUGAUGAGGAGGCCAAGCGGAGACUGAGAAAGGAGGAUGAGGAGGAAGACUUUUUAGAUGACAGUAAGGAGACUCCCUUUACUACAAGAACCCCCGCUUGCACUGUGAACCCUACCAAAUGUGGUUGUCCUUUUGCCCUGAAGAUGGCAGCAUGCCAGCUUCUCUUGGAGAUCACCACCUUUCUUCGAGAGACCUUUCCCUAUAUGCCCAGGCCACGUACUGAGCCUCUCCUGGACCUGGAGAGCUGCAGGUUGCGUCUGGACCCUGAGCUGGACAGGCACAGGUAUGAGAGGAAGAUCAGCUUUGCUGGGAUUCUGGAUGAAAAUGAAGAUUCAAAAGACUCCCUGCACAGCAGCAGCCACACGCUCAAAUCUGACACUGGCUGCGAAGAGAAGAAAGUUCCCAGCAGGAAGAUCAGGAUAGGAGGCUCCCGCUUGCUCCAGAUUAAAGGAACCCGCAGUUUCCGGGUGAAGAAGGGGGGUUCCCUGUCCAGCAUUCGCCGGGCCGGCAGCCUAAAGAGCACCAAGUUAUCACGGCAGGACUCAGAGUCUGAGAAUGAGGAGCUGCAGCUGUCCCACAGCAGGGACACUGUCACUGACAUAGAAGGGAGCCCUUGGAGUGCAAGUGAGCCCAGCAUUGAGCCUGAAGUGCUGAGUAACACAGGCACGGAGGAGAAUUACCAUCGGAACAUGUCGUGGCUGCAUGUCAUGAUCCUGCUGUGCAACCAGCAGAGUUUUAUAUGUACCCACAUUGAUUACUGCCACCCGCACUGCUACCUCCACCACAGCCGUUCCUGUGCUCGCCUGGUCCGAGCCAUCAAACUGCUGUAUGGCGACACUGUGGACUCGCUCCGAGAAAACAAUGUGCUGAACAAUGUGGCAAGAGGCAAAAAGCAGAAGGAGUGCUUGGACAAAUCAUGCCUGAGAACUCCGUCUCUGAAGAAGAGAGUAAUGGAUAUCAACUUGGAAGGAAAAAAGGACUCUGGAAUGUUGAAAUACAUCAGACAGCAGGUAAUGAGCCUGUCCCCAGCGCCUUUGUCACUGUUAAUCAAGGCAGCUCCUAUCCUAACAGAGGAGAUGUAUGGGGACAUUCAGCCCGCAGCAUGGGAGCUGCUGCUCAGCGUGGAUGAGCACAUGGCUGGAGCAGCAGCUGCCAUGUUCCUGUUGUGUGCUGUGAAAGUGCCUGAGGCUGUAUCUGAUAUGCUGAUGUCCGAAUUUCAUCACCCUGAAACAGUGCAAAGACUGAAUGCUGUUCUCAAAUUCCAUACCCUCUGGAGAUUUCGGUAUCAAGUCUGGCCUCGAAUGGAGGAGGGCGCUCAACAGAUCUUUAAGAUUCCUCCUCCAAGUAUAAACUUCACCCUGCCCUCUCCAGUACUGGGAAUGCCCUCUGUGCCAAUGUUUGACCCCCCAUGGGUUCCACAGUGCAGUGGGAGUGUGCAGGACCCAAUUAAUGAGGACCAGUCUAAGUCGUUUUCAGCCCGGGCAGUGUCACGUUCUCAUCAGCGAGCAGAGCACAUCCUGAAGAACCUGCAGCAGGAGGAAGAAAAGAAGCGCCUAGGCCGGGAAGCCAGUCUUAUCACGGCCAUUCCCAUCACCCAGGAGGCCUGCUAUGAGCCCACCGGCACGCCAAACUCAGAGCAAGAAGAGGAAGUAGAAGAAGUCACCAACUUGGCAUCCCGCCGUCUCUCUGUGAGUCCCUCCUGCACCUCCAGUACUUCUCACAGGAACUAUUCCUUCCGUCGUGGCUCUGUCUGGUCAGUGCGUUCAGCCGUCAGUGCAGAAGAUGAGGAACACACUACAGAGCACACUCCAAACCAUCAUGUGCCACAGCCCCCACAGGCAGUGUUCCCAGCAUGCAUCUGUGCAGCUGUGCUCCCCAUUGUUCACUUGAUGGAAGAUGGAGAAGUCCGAGAGGAUGGAGUAGCAGUGAGUGCCGUGGCCCAGCAGGUCUUAUGGAACUGCUUGAUUGAAGAUCCCUCUACAGUUCUACGGCAUUUCCUGGAGAAACUCACAAUAAGCAACCGGCAGGAUGAGUUGAUGUACAUGCUGAGGAAGCUCCUGCUGAACAUCGGAGACUUCCCUGCCCAGACGUCUCACAUCCUGUUUAACUACUUGGUGGGAUUGAUCAUGUACUUUGUGCGUACUCCAUGUGAAUGGGGCAUGGACGCCAUUUCAGCUACACUGACCUUCCUGUGGGAAGUGGUGGGUUAUGUAGAGGGCCUUUUCUUCAAGGAUCUCAAACAGACUAUGAAGAAGGAGCAGUGUGAAGUAAAACUGCUGGUGACUGCCUCAAUGCCAGGCACAAAGACCCUGGUAGUGCAUGGACAGAACGAGUGUGACAUCCCAACCCAGUUACCAGUGCAUGAGGACACACAAUUUGAAGCUCUUCUGAAGGAAUGCUUGGAGUUUUUUAACAUACCUGAAACCCAGUCUGCUCAUUAUUUUUUAAUGGAUAAACGAUGGAACCUUAUUCAUUACAACAAGACUUAUGUCCGGGAUAUUUAUCCUUUCCGGAGGUCAGUGUCUCCACAGCUCAAUCUGGUACACAUGCAUCCAGAAAAGGGUCAGGAGCUCAUUCAGAAACAGGUAUUCACCCGCAAGCUGGAGGAGGUAGGACGGGUGCUGUUCCUCAUAUCACUGACCCAGAAAAUCCCUGUGGCCCACAAGCAAUCCCAUGUGUCUAUGCUCCAAGAGGACCUUCUCCGCCUGCCUUCCUUCCCUCGGAGUGCCAUUGAUGCAGAAUUCUCCCUCUUCAGUGAUCCUCGAGCUGGGAAGGAACUCUUUGGCCUUGAUACUCUUCAAAAAAGCCUGUGGAUUAAGCUCCUGGAGGAGAUGUUCCUCGGCAUGCCCAGUGAAUUUCCUUGGGGGGAUGAGAUCAUGCUGUUCCUAAAUGUCUUCAAUGGAGCCCUGAUCCUGCACCCAGAGGACAGUGCCUUGCUGAGGCAGUACGCUGCCACUGUCAUCAACACCGCUGUGCACUUCAACCAUCUCUUCUCUCUCAGUGGGUACCAGUGGAUCCUCCCCACCAUGCUACAGGUGUAUGCUGACUACGAAAGCAACCCACAGUUACGCCAAGCAAUUGAAUUUGCCUGCCGCCAGUUCUACAUUCUGCAUCGCAAGCCCUUUGUUCUGCAACUGUUUGCCAGUGUGGCUCCUCUGCUCGAGUUCCCUGAUGCUACAAACAAUGGACCCAGCAAAGGAGUGUCAGCUCAGUGCCUGUUUGAUCUGCUGCAGUCCCUAGAGGGAGAUACACCUGACAUUUUGGACAUCUUAGAGCUGGUGAAAGCUGAAAAGCCUCUCAAAUCAUUAGAUUUCUGCUAUGGGAAUGAGGAUCUGACCUUUUCUAUCAGUGAAGCCAUCAAACUGUGUGUAACUGUGGUGGCAUAUGCUCCUGAAUCAUUUAGAAGCCUCCAGAUGCUGAUGGUCCUGGAAGCACUGGUUCCCUGUUACCUGCAGAAACUGAAGACGCAGACCUCACAAGUGGAGACGGUGCCAGCUGCUCGUGAGGAGAUUGCUGCUACUGCUGCUCUUGCCACUUCCCUGCAGGCCCUCUUGUACAGCGUGGAAGUUCUCACCAGGCCCAUGACUGCCCCUCAAAUGAGCAGGUGUGACCAAGGCCAUAAAGGAGCCACAACAGCCAACCACACCAUGUCAGCUGGGGUGAAUACUAGGUACCCGGAUCAAGGAGCCAAACUACACUUUAUCAGGGAAAACCUUCACUUGCUGGAGGAAGGCCAGGGUCUCCCCCGGGAGGAGCUGGACGAGCGAAUUGCUAGGGAGGAAUUCAGGAGGCCCAGGGAGUCCCUACUGAAUAUCUGCACUGAGUUCUAUAAGCACUGUGGCCCUAGGCUGAAGAUAUUGCAGAACCUGGCUGGAGAGCCCAGGGUAACUUCCCUGGAGCUGCUGGAUGUUAAGUCUCACAUGAGGUUGGCAGAAAUUGCACAUUCCCUUCUGAAGCUGGCACCUUAUGACACCCAGACGAUGGAAAGCCGCGGGCUCCGGCGCUACAUCAUGGAGAUGCUGCCCAUCACCGACUGGACAGCCGAGGCCGUGAGACCUGCCCUUAUCCUCAUCUUAAAGCGAUUGGAUCGUAUGUUCAAUAAAAUUCACAAGAUGCCUACUUUGAGGCGACAGGUUGAGUGGGAGCCUGCCAGCAAUUUGAUUGAAGGGGUUUGUUUGACACUUCAGAGGCAGCCAAUCAUAUCCUUCCUGCCUCACCUUAGGUCACUGAUCAAUGUCUGUGUCAAUCUGGUGAUGGGAGUAGUAGGACCUUCCAGUGUUGCUGAUGGAUUACCCCUUCUUCAUCUCAGCCCUUAUCUCUCGCCACCUCUGCCCUUCAGCACAGCUGUUGUCCGGCUUGUAGCAUUGCAGAUACAGGCUUUGAAAGAAGAUUUUCCCUUAAGCCAUGUGAUCUCCCCAUUCACCAAUCAGGAGAGAAGAGAAGGAAUGCUUUUAAACCUACUGAUUCCAUUUGUGCUCACAGUAGGAUCUGGAAGCAAAGACAGUCCCUGGCUGGAGCAGCCUGAAGUCCUUCUGCUGCUCCAGACUGUUAUUAACAUCCUCCUGCCGCCUCGAAUCAUCAGCACUUCCCGCAGCAAGAACUUCAUGAUGGAGAGCUCCCCUGCACAUUGCUCCACCCCAGGGGAUGCUGGGAAGGACCUGCGCAGGGAAGGGCUCGCAGAGUCCACCAGCCAAGCGGCUUACUUGGCCCUGAAGGUGAUCCUCGUGUGCUUUGAGCGCCAGCUUGGCAGCCAGUGGUAUUGGCUGAGCCUGCAAGUCAAAGAAAUGGCCCUGCGCAAGGUGGGAGGGCUAGCCCUCUGGGACUUCCUGGAUUUUAUUGUUCGCACCCGGAUCCCUAUCUUCGUGCUUCUGCGGCCCUUCAUUCAGUGCAAGCUGCUGGCCCAACCUGCAGAGAAUCACGAGGAGAUGACUGCCCGGCAACAUAUCGCUGACCAGCUAGAGAGGCGCUUCAUACCACGCCCUCUGUGCAAGAGCUCCCUCAUCACAGAAUUCAACAGCGAGCUCAAAAUCCUGAAGGAGGCAGUGCACAGUGGGUCAGCCUACCAAGGGAAGACCUCCAUCAGCACCGUGGGCACUUCCACCUCCGCGUACCGCCUCAGCCUCGCUACCAUGUCCCGCUCCAACACUGGCACCGGCACCGUCUGGGAGCAGGACAGCGAGCCUUCCCAUCAGGCUUCGCAGGACACUCUGAGCCGCACAGAUGAGGAGGAUGAAGAAAAUGACUCAGUGAGCAUGCCCAGUGUGGUAAGUGAACAGGAAACCUACCUUAUGGGUGCCAUUGGGAGGCGGCGGUUCUCCAGCCAUAUCUCCAGCAUGUCUGCACCUCAGGCUGAGGUGGGCAUGUUACCCAGCCAAAGUGAACCUAAUGUCCUCGAUGACUCCCAGGGCCUGGCCGCUGAGGGCAGCCUCUCUAGGGUAACAAGUGUGCAGAGCGAACCUGGACAACAGAAUCUUCUUCUUCAGCAACCACUAGGAAGGAAGAGAGGCCUCCGGCAGCUACGAAGACCUCUUCUCUCACGUCAGAAGACCCAAACUGAAUCUCGUAGCCAUCACGGGGCUCGACUUUCAACUACUCGUCGAAGUAUACAGCCCAAAACAAAACCAAGUGUGGAUCAAAAGCGAUCAGUGACUUUCACUGAAACUCAGCCAGAGGCAACAACAUCUUCAACAACAGAUGCUACACCCAUCCCAGCCCUGCAACCUAGCUGCAGCAGGAGCAGCCCUGCAGAAGUCAGCAAGCCGGAAGCUGUGAAUAAACUUGUGCUGACCACCUCACCUGCCAUUGUUGUUGCUGAUCUCCAUAGCCAAACCACCAGCCAGAGUGAGGCGCUUCCCAUUGAGAAGGAAAAAGAAACAGAGGAGGAUUUGGAGCCCCGGCCAGCACAAGUACAUAGCACCCCACCCACACAGCUCUCUGAUACAGAGGACUUUGCAGGCCUUGAGACAACCAGCUUACUGCAACAUGGAGACACUGUCCUUCACAUCAGCGAGGACAAUGGGAUGGAGAAUCCCCUCCUUACCAGCCACUUCAGCUUCACGCAUGUUGAGCUUGGUGAGACUGAUGUUGACUUAGAUGAGUCCCAUGUUUAAAUGUCAGGGAAGUGCAUUAGCAUGGGAGGAGAGAGAAUGUAGAGUCUUGGUAGAGAAACUGUACCUUCUCCAUAGAGUUUUUUGAUAACUAUUGAUGAACUAAUCAAAAAGAGCACUUUAUAUCCAACAAGGGAAAAUAUCUAACAACCUAUUUGCUACAGAUUGGCAAAUAUGUUUUAGAAAAUAAGCUAAGCCUUUUUGGCAAAUCUAAUUUGGUUCAGGGCAGACUGCAAAGACCAGAAGAGAAUUCUAAAAAAUUCUGCGGCCACAUCUCUGUUUCACAAAAUCUUGAUCUGCCAGAAAUCUACUGCAGUCUGCAGCUUCUCCAGUAACAUGCAUUAGUUUAAUAUAGUAGACUGAAAAAACCCAACCUUUUUGAGGUUAGCCACUUUAACACUGCCCCCCAAAAGUUUAUUUUUGUAAUUUCAGAAGGGUUAUAUAGUAUCUGAAUCAAAGACUCGCAUGACUGAAUAUUGACAGUCAAAAUGCUGACCAGGGAUAUUGAACUAAAGAUUGUUUUAAAUAAACAGGCCUGUGACUGUGUUUUCUAAUCCUCAUAGCAAUGGCACAUACCAUUGAAUGAUUAGAAAGAUAUUUUUUAGCACUGCAGGCUUUAGCAUGUUUAUUUUGUCUGCUGGUUUCAUUGCACUCUGUAAGAUAGUACCUUAGUGCUAGAAAAAUAGUGAUUCUGUGUAAAACUAAAUAGACUACAUACUACAGGAAAGAAUGCACAUGCUGUGCUCAAAAAUAGAUGGGCAGGGGGUGAGUGGUCUGUAGAUGACAUAAAUGGUACUAUCUGUUCUGCUUAAAUAUAUUAAGCAAUUUAUGUAAAGAAAACACAGCUAGAAUGUGUGGACUUUCUAGUACAGGGCAACAACUUAAUUGAUGCAAAUAUCUACUCUGUAUGCACUUGGAAAUGUAUAUUUUAAGUAAACAUAUAUAAUCCAUAUUUUCACAUUCCUAUAAACUAGGAAUGGAUAUUGCAGAGAACAGACCUGAUGAAAGAAUAUAUUUUCUGCACACUGAGAUUGUAUUUAAAAAGGUGCCAUUCUAUGUGUGUUAUAUGAAUAUGCACUAAUUAUGACUCUGCAUGUGUAGAUAUAAAUGCAUAAUAUUUAUAUGUAUAUCGUGUCCCUUUUGGGAAUUGACUGAAGUCGUGGGUGAGUUACGAUCUGUGCAUCAGAAUCAUGGGAUUAAAUUGAAACCAGACUUUAGUCACUGACAUAUGGGAAAGCUGCAGAAUAGCUGUGAGGCAUACUGUGAAGUUGCAAGCAAUGCCCAUAUUUACGUGUCUGUUUGUGUGUUCACAUAAUACAUUUUCAUUUCGUCACCUUGGUAGAAUGAGAUAUUAGACCUUAUAAUUGUGGCAUUAUUAUGCAUAGAAAAGUUAUUUUUGAUCACUUUUAGAGCUUUCUAAAAUGUAUUACUUACCAUCUUCUUGACCUUUCAAUCUGGACUCAUGGUAUUAAGACAACAUGAUUUUAGAGUAAAAAUGAUAUGACCAAAAACAAAACAAAACCCCCACUAAGCAAACACCACCGCCCAACACCACCACUAUAUAUUUUUAAAUAGCUAUUUUUUCUAAAAUCAUUUUUCUGUGAAACACUGUCAUACACAGCCUAUAUGCUGGCCUGGUGCAGUAUUACAGAAGUUUUAUUGGCAUUAAUUUAGGAUCAACUCCAGAACUGACUGGUGGCUUUGGUAAUUUCAACCAAUCAGACCUUUAUACCUCACCAUCAUGUAUCCUCUACUAUACAUAUGAGUCAAUAGGAGCCCUGUGUGUACAUCAGAGCACAGAAUUGGGUCCUAUAUAUUAUUCACACACACACACACACACACACACACCCUGGCAACAAUAAAAUGUAUUCUUUUCUCAAGUUUGUCUAUCUAGGCCCCAGUCCAGAGGUGUUGAGCACCCUCUACUACUGUUGCCUUCAUUGAGAGUUAAAGGCACUUUGCAACUCAUAGGAAGUGCUAGUCACCUUCUAGGAUUAAGCCCUUGCUCUAUAGUGGGCAAUCUUAAAGUGGUUUGUGGUAAAAAAAAGCGUCUAUGUAAAAAUGGCAGCUUGCUCAGCACAGAUCAUGGGUAUUCUGAAUGAUAGUUGCUUAUAUCGCUGACUUAAAUAUAUCUGACUACUUCUUACGUCUCUCAGAACUACAGAGCCUGUACCACCCAUCUGUAGGAGACUGCACUGGACUCUUUCCUAGUGUUGGCAUCAUCAAAAGAAUUAUUAAUUACCUCCCGCAUGAGGAAUUGCUAUUAUUAACGAUGACACACAAAUCAGAAAGAACACUGCUUCACUUUCAGAUCCCAGUUUGGGUUAACUGGCAGUUGGAGGGGAAACUAUUUUACUCAUAAACGAAGUAAAUUUGAUAUAGAAAUGACUGAAAGACGAUAAACAUGAAACCCCAUGAUGAAUUUUGUAGUCACUUUUUCACUGAUAAUGUACUUUGAAAGGAAGCAUUUACAUUAAUGUGAGAUAGAUGCCUGCCAUGAUAUUCUAAUCUAAUUAUAGAAAAAUAACUGUGAUUUACUACAUUAAAUUCAGUAUUGGUGAUAAAUGUUUCCAUUAAGGUUGCCCACUGUUACAAGCUGAAUCCAUCUUAGCAAGGACUAAAAAUGCCUUUUUGAAGUCCACCCUCCAACCAAUCAAGUGCAGUGUAUAAAUGAAGAUUAUAUUAUUCAGGUGGCCCAGGAGAGGGCUAUAAUUUCAUUGGGUAGUUAAGACAGGCUGAUCAGUCUGUGUACUUGUAAAUUUUACUUUCAUAUAGGUUGCACUUAAUAUUGUACUAAUAAGGUGCAUAAACAUGUAAUUUAGCAGAGUUUGUGCAUUUUUCCAGUAUCUCUAUAAAAUGACUGGUAUAUUUCUGCUGUGAAGAAAAAUUAUGCUGCUUAAUUAGUGUUAGAGGCCUUAAGUGCAUGUCAGAUGUCUGGCCCUUACAAAUGUCUGUCAGUGUUUGGUUCUGUUGUGUUGCCUCAAAGUUUUAAACUAAUUUGCAGUUGUCAAAAGGAUUAAAGAUAGAAAAGUCUGUUCACACUGAUCAUGUUCAACAAAUAGUAAUUAAAAGACAAGGCUCUGUUUAAUCCUAUUGUACAACAUUAGACAAGUCUCCCUUUUUAAAAGGCACUGUAUCCUGCUUUAUGAGAUUACUUUGCUCUGUUGCCAACAAAGUUUGUUAUAAUUUAAUAUGUUUAUCUGUCAUCUUUUAAUAUGUGCCUCGCUAAAACUUGCCAUACAUCCCGCAGCCCCGCCUUUUAGAAAUGGGGGGAUCAUUGUACUGGGAACUUUCAGUGUGAUCCACUUGUUGUUGUGUGCAUUUGUGUCCUCUUAAUGUGACCUUAACUGUGCUGAAUGUCUAGGUGUAUUUAUAUGUACAUGUAUGUGCAUAAGAAUGUCACAGGAUGUCUUUGAAAUAAUACUAUUGCCUCGAUUUUUGAAGGAAGGAAAACUGUGUUCCAGAAAGAAAACAUGAUGUAGGUUUGAAACUGAUCUUAUCAUUUGUUUGGAAGUUCAAAAAACAUCAAAACUAGAAACUCUUGUUGAGUUCGCAAAAAGAAAAGGAGUACUUGUGGCACCUUAGAGACUAACCAAUUUAUUUGAGCAUAAGCUUUGGUGAGCUACAGCUCACUUCAUCGGAUGCAUAAAAGUGGAAAGUGCAGUGGGGAUGUUUUUAUACACACAGAUCAUGAAAAAAUGGGUGUUUAUCACUUCAAAAGGUUUUCUCUCCCCCCACCCCACUCAGGGAGAGAAAACUUGGAUUUGUGCUGGAAAUGGCCCACCUUGAUUAUCAUACACAUUGUAAGGAGAGUGAUCACUUUAGAUAAGCUGUUACCAGCAGGAGAAUGGGGUGGGGGAAGAGAAAAGCUUUUGAAGUGAUAAACACCCAUUUUUUCAUGAUCUGUGUGUAUAAAAACAUCCUCACUGCAUUUUCCACUUUUAUGCAUCCGAUGAAGUGCACUGUAGCUCACCAAAGCUUAUGCUCAAAUAAAUUGGUUAGUCUCUAAGGUGCCACAAGUACUCCUUUUCUUUUUGCGAAUACAGGCUAACACGGCUGCUACUCUGAAUCUUGUUGAGUUGAAACCCUAAAACCAAGUAUAAGUUUUUAUAAAUGGUGUAGUUCCCUCCCAAUCUCCAAAUAAGGGCAUUCUCUUUGAAAUUUGAACAAAUCUUAAGCUUUAACAAAGUGUUUUUUGACUUACCCAUUACCAAAGAAAUGUUUAGAGGGAAAGAAAAUAUCGGAGAAAAAACCAAUUACAAUAGACCAACCUUCACAACCAAGUGGAUAUGUGAUUAAAAUAUUAUCUCAGGGCAGUUAAGUAGGAUAUUACCUUCUCAUUUGCAUUUUCUGUUGUAUGGGAAGUAGUUAAGUCUUGCACUAAAAGGAAGGCGAUCGUGCUGUGCCAAACAGAGAAUAGAGUUUAUUUGAAGCAAGUGAGAUUUGAGGGCUUUUUAAGGCAAAUUCUUUACAUUGAACUGGAUAAAAACAUGUCAAAAUAUAUAAUUUCCCUGCAUUACAACUGUGUAAUUCAUUUUCAGAAUCAAUGCAACUGGAGAACAAAAAUCCGCAUUAGAAAAAUGAAAGCCCUUUAAAAAUAAUUUGAAGGAUUACAGACCCAAAAUCUUAGAUCUAAAAUGAGAAAACCAUCUACUGUACUUCCCAAAAGUACCUAAUAGCAAAGUCUGUGAUGUGUACCAAGUGACCAAAGACCAGGGAUAAAAUACAAAUAACAGAGAUGUGUGAAUUAUGUUUAUGAAAGAGAUUAUAAGAGUUUAAUGUUUGAAUAUGCACAAAUAAUAAAAUAUAUCACAAAUA
Chelonia mydas (Green sea turtle) is the source of this 15008-nucleotide messenger RNA. It is a transcript of the gene UNC80, whose product is annotated as unc-80 homolog, NALCN channel complex subunit. Gene Ontology annotation, biological process: monoatomic cation homeostasis. The record is from RefSeq and is a predicted model, not a curated record. The transcript has 65 exons. Gene Ontology annotation, cellular component: cation channel complex; axon. Lineage: Eukaryota; Metazoa; Chordata; Testudines; Cheloniidae. Gene Ontology annotation, molecular function: monoatomic cation channel activity. The coding region runs from base 84 to 10193 and encodes 3369 amino acids.